Molecule: messenger RNA, 3786 nt
Organism: Scleropages formosus (Asian bonytongue)
Lineage: Eukaryota; Metazoa; Chordata; Actinopteri; Osteoglossiformes; Osteoglossidae
Gene: ccdc142
Product: coiled-coil domain containing 142
Exons: 13
Coding region: 171-3296 (1041 amino acids)
Source: RefSeq, a predicted model, not a curated record
UAAAAUUUGUUAUGGAGGAAGAUUUGCACUCCUUUGGGAGAAGGUUUUGUCGACUGAUGAGAGCGAACAAGAACUUUCUGCCCCCCCCCGCGAACAGCAUUCAUGGAAGGUGCUGGCAGCUCUCUGAAUUUUUGGAGGAGCAGGGAGACUGGUGAAGGUCCAGGGAUCUGAUGGGAAAGGUUGUUCCUGUCUGCAGAAGACUGAACGCUGGGGCCAGAAGUGGGAUCAUGGCUCGCAUGACUGAGAGCUCCAGCGGGAACCCCUCCCCCACAGGCGCUUUGGCCGAGCAGAAGGAGACCCCCCCUGUGGAUGCAGAGCUUUAUCCUGACCGGCAGGAAGAAGGGUCUCCUGUGUCGGAGUGUGUGGACCUCCCGGUGAGUGAGGAGGAGCAGGUCGGAGCCGGAGCCAGAGCCACAGUUGGUGUGGAGAAAAGAAACACUUCUUGCCCUGAAAUACUGUGUGAAGACAAAGCUGAUGUCCCUUGGGCUCAGAGCUCCUUAACCAAGUCUCUGCAGAAGGCCGAAACCCUCUUGAGGAAUAGGCUGAACCCGGGCCUCAAGUGGCUGCUCCGGCAGAAAUCUGACUAUGGAAACAUGGAUAUGGAGAACGAGGACACCUUUGUGGCCGGCCAGAAUCUGACCACGCGAUCGUCACGCCGGCUUCAGCACGUGGAGCAUUGCAUGCUGGAACUGAGCCGUCAGUUCCAGGUGCUGCAGGAGUCCGAAGGUGCAGGGUCACGUGGCUCCAUCAAGUGUUUCUCUUUGGACAGUGAGUUUUGCCACCAUCCAGCAGCUGCCGCUAUACGUCAGCACUAUGGGACGCUCCACCAUUUGCUGGAGGAGAGAGCCCAGCUCCUCGUUCUGCACGAAUACACGCGUCGCUCCAUGGUGGCUUCUUCAUUCGUGGCAAACCUGGCUGCCUUGCUGGAGGGGGAGGGUUUUUCGCUCGCCGUUGGUGCUGAAGGAGCAGAGCAGCCAGCCUCCAUUUGGCAGUAUGGCAUCAGCGCCCUGUGCAUGGAGCUGCGCGUCCAUCUCAACCACUGGAACUGCCUGUGUGCCAAAGCCCGCGCGGAGAAAUGGUUGAGGGGUGUUCUCUUCCGCCGAGCUCACACCUUCCAUGCCAUGAAGCAGCACCUCUGUGUGCUGGGACUGCAGGCGCUAGCGCUGAUGGAGCGGUACAUUUCACAGGCUCUCUGUGUCCUUGCCCUCGCUGACCCCAGCUGUGUGCCUAAAGAGGCCCUAGAGGACCUGCUGGCAGGGACAAAGGCCUUCAACCAUGUUGUGACUGAACAGAGGCUCCAGAUGAGGGGCUGUCAGAUGAUCGAUCUUCCCAAACCACUUCCAGUGUCCAGGCUGCUGGAGAUUCUGGCCAAGCACAGGGGCCGGAUGGCAGCUGAGCAGCUGCACCGUUGCUUGGCUGAUAAGAGCUUCACCUCUGUAUCCAGCCACGAUGUCCCUUGGAGCCAGAGGUGGAACUGUACCAACACAUUGGCUCUGCAGCCUGCCUUUCCGCCGGGAAACGAGACCCCCGGUGUCGGUCCAUCUCAGCCGAAGGUAAGCAGUCGUCCAGUGGCUGCAUUUGCUGCUCUUCCCUUGGAAGCUUUUAUCAAGUUGGACAUGGACUUCAGAGGGAAGCUUCUUCAGGCCCUGGUCUCUUCCACUGAGUUGUUUGUGCCUCAUGUUACAAACAGGCCAAAGUCAGACCAUGUAAAUGCUGUAAGCUGCUCUUUUGACGACGGUCCCGGAAGCGAUGGUCUAAAGGCCCAUGAGGAAGAUGGGGAGGCCAUAGACACCAGAGUAUGGAAGUUUGUCCAGUGGCGGGACAUUGGGAGAAUGGAUUCUUCUGUGGCUCUCAUAAACCAGUAUGGACAUAUGCUGUGGCGAGAGUUCAGGAGAGCCCUCUUGACCCUCUUCUUCUGCCCAUGGAGCAGUGUGUUUGUGGGAAACCUGAAUCUCUUUAAGGAUCACAUGGCCUUCCUUGUGGUUCAAGAGCUCUACAGCAGCUGCAGAACAGAAAGAAUCCCUGCUGAGUGUGCGAGAGUAAUAAAUGAUAUCUGCGCAGAAAUAGUGACCAAGACUGCCUUUGUACACUGGGAUGAAGUGAUGUGUGCAUCUCUGGGGACAGGACAGAAGGACCGAUGCCUUCCUCACCCUGGCUCUGCAGUGAGGACCUUCACCAUGGAGCUGUACCUCCAGCUCUUCCAUCCCUUACACACAGUCAUUAGUUGCCUGGACCCAAGCUGUGGCCUGGAGCUCAGAGAUGCCAGGACCCUGCGGUUGCUCCAGUUGGGGUUGCUCGGCAGAUCGGUUUCCACCAUCCACUCAUCCACCUUCUGGCUCAAGAGCAAAGCUUAUCAGUUCCUUUCGUCUUGGUCCCUUAAUAAGUUCCUGCUGGUGACACAAGGAGAUCUCAAGGUGCUGAAGGCAGCUGUGGAGGGCCUGGUGCAGCAAGUAGAGGUGGUCCAUGUGGACCAUGACGGAGAUCAGUCCCUUGUCAAGCGGCAGGUAGCGCAGCUCCACCAAGGGGCUGAACACUUACAGGCCUUCUCUGAUUGUGUCCUUAAAACCUUCUCUGUGGACUGCAAGAAAAUGGCAGGGCAAAUUUUUGAGCAAACCAUGCCAUCGGGUAAACACUGGAGAGUGAACUGCAAAACAGAGUUACCAAGCACUCCCAGCGAGUACGCGGUCUCGGCGGCUCACAGCGUCAUCGGCCAGGUACUGGAAGGGGUGCAGCCACUGCCAGAUGAGGCUCGUGUCCCUGCUCUGAGCAAGGCCAUGACAGCCUUCAUGGAGGCCUGGAUGGAGCACAUACUCAAGCGAAAGAUCAAGUUCAGUGUGCAGGGGGCGCUGCAGCUCAAGCAGGACUUCGACCUGAUCCGCGACCUGAUCCGCUCCGAGGAGUACAGCUUGUCUGAAGAGGUGCACCAGCAUCUGCUGUCUCUACAUGUCUUCCACCAGGUGGACAGCGCCAUCGUGAGUCUUCUGCAACAGCCCGUGGCCAAGCCCUACGUGGCGCCCCAUGGCUGGGAGCCCUUCCGCCGCUGCUGUCCAAACAGCAGUCACCCCAUCGACCCGGGGACCGGCAGCCUGAACAGCCUCGAGAGCAUGGACAUCCAGGCGGCCCGCAACCAGGCACUAAUGGAGGCAGAGGGCUCUCUGGCACCCAGACUGCUCAGCAGCUCACCUCCCGAGUCAUACCUGGCCAUCUCGCAGCAGGAGUGGCUGGCUUUGCGCCUCAACAGCGGCUCUCGCUGGAGGAUCCCCGGGCUGCACUGCAUGAACAAGUCCGAGCACUGACCCGACCCGCGUCUUUCGCCAGGCCUUCACGUUACGGCUCUCGCGACGCCAGCAGAGGGACAGCCACUGAUGUUUCCCCCUUAAACAUUGCGAUGGUGUUAAAUUGCAGGAGUGGGACUGUCUUUAAUGCACGUUUCGUUUUGCUGGAAUCUGAAACCAGCAUCAGAUUCAUUGACUUCACCUUGGGGAAACCUGGUAUCAACGUUAUAAUUUGUCAGUAUGAAUUAAGACUUCAUACAAAUGUGACAGUAUCAUUUAUGUUUUAAUUCUGGUGAUGUGAGUACCUUGUAAACUUGUAUAACUGAAGCCUAGUUAAUGUGAAAGAAAUUUAAAUUAUGCAAUUAAGUGUUUUUUUUUUUUUUUUUUCUUCCUUCCCCCCUCCCCAAUUACAAAACCAGGUGGAACCCUGAUUUCUUAUAAGGAUUUGAAUGUGGCAAAUACUAUAGUUAUUGCUGGAAGUGUAGUGGUUAGAGCUGCUGCCUUUGGACCU